GGCCUGCGGGGGGACCGGGAUCGCAGAGCAGGGCGGUAGGCGGCUGGCUGGCACCGUCCCGGCAGACGCCUGGCAGCAGUGGGACCCGACUGGCCGGAGCCGGCCGAGGGCGCGCCGUGCCGCCGCCAUGACAGAGCAAACCUACUGUGACCGCCUGGUCCAGGACACGCCUUUCCUGACGGGCUGCGGGCGCCUGAGUGAGGGGCAGGUGGACAGGAUCAUCCUGCAGCUGAACCGCUACUACCCCCAGAUCCUCAGCAACAAGGACACAGAAAAGUUUCGGAACCCCAAAGCAUCCCUGCGCGUACGGCUGUGUGACCUCCUGGGCCACCUGCAGCGGAGCAGCGAGAGGGACUGCCAGGAGUUCUACCGGGCCCUAUACAUCCAUGCCCAGCUGCUGCACAGCCACCUGCCCAGCCGGCUUGCCCCCCAGAACUCAGAUUGCACAGAGCUAGCCUCGGGCACCAGCCGCGCACACAGUGACAGGGGACCGGUGGCCUUCCUGGCCUACCUCGGCCUAGCCAUAGGGCUGGCGCUCCUGGCCUACAGCCGCCCUCCUGACCCCAGGGUGCUGCCAGGGGCCAGGCGCGUCCUGGGCUUCUCCCCCAUCAUCCUUGACAGGCACGUCAGCCGCUUCCUGCUGGCCUUCCUCACAGAUGCGAGGCUCUGACACCCCAGCCCUGCCCUGGGGCGAACAGCAUCUUCUCUAUGAACUUGCUUCCUGUAUUUAUAAUCCUGUUAAGAAGUGCUCACCCUUGCCUUACAAAGUAGCUCAGCAGAAUUAAAUGUGGAGAGUUCUCUCAUCUCUUCA
This is a messenger RNA of Manis pentadactyla (Chinese pangolin), 811 nucleotides long. It is a transcript of the gene CARD19, whose product is annotated as caspase recruitment domain family member 19. The record is from RefSeq and is a predicted model, not a curated record. NCBI's taxonomy places the organism in Eukaryota, Metazoa, Chordata, Mammalia, Pholidota, Manidae. The transcript has 6 exons. The coding region runs from base 128 to 670 and encodes 180 amino acids. Gene Ontology annotation, cellular component: mitochondrion.